Molecule: messenger RNA, 4382 nt
Organism: Rhipicephalus microplus (southern cattle tick)
Lineage: Eukaryota; Metazoa; Arthropoda; Arachnida; Ixodida; Ixodidae
Source: RefSeq, a predicted model, not a curated record
AGCAGACGACGCUUGGCGCUCGGUGAACUUGCUUGUGUGCGUGUGUGUGUGCUGCGGUAUUCGUGUACGACGGCUGAAACCUCAGGACGUUUUCGACACGUUGAUCCCCUGUGGCUCACCGCUGAAAUAAACGGCGGAUAAACGUUACUAACGAGUACGUCGCUAGUUUCGAAACGAAAGCUUCAGAACGCGUCGCCAGUACGUUUCGGCUCCCGGAACUACCGCCGCCGCUCGCUCGGUCAAGGGAGUCUCGGGCAUCGUGUCGCUCGAAUGAUGAACUGUGCAUUCGUAUUCUGUGUGCCGUGAUGCGAGAAGUUGUGCUGCGCGCUCGAAGUGCGAGGAUUUGACGACGAAGUGUUCGUUGUGUGAAUUGCGCUCUUCCCAUCGUUUGGAUACCUGGCAAAGGCAUCCGGAGGAUCCUUCUUUUGAGGAUGAAGCGGAAAGGAGUGACGCACUGAUUGACGCGGUGGUACGUGCUCCAUUUAAAACAGGCGAUCUCCUGUUGGUAGUGAGGACGAAUCUGAUGAGUCGGUGACAAACCGCGAUGGAUCGUCGAAUCCCCCACGUUCGGGACGUGUUCAGCGACAUGCGCGCCUACGACCACUCACCGCGGUCCAGGCGGAAGGAGUCGGACAGUCCACUGCCCGCUCCGCGCCACCACGCGCCCAACAACCAGCAGCAGUCCAACCAGAAUUGGCACCCCGACAAGACUGCCGUCGGAGGAGGCACCCCUGGCGGCCCCCAGCCGAACGCGCUGACGGAACGCGACUUCCGGCACCUGGAGCGCCACCUGUCCAUGAAGAAGACGAUACGGAAGCAGAUCAGCCGCAACUUGGCUCAGGCUUUCGUGGAGGACCCCAAGGUUCUGUGCAACAACGCGGUCAACAACAACAACCACAACCGGCAGCCUUCCGCCCAGCAGCCACAGGUCAUCACCCUGACGAGGGCCAAAAUCGCGCGAUCGGACCAGACCUUCCUGGACAUGCUCAAGGAGCCCAACAACAAGCCCGCCGUCGAGGACAACAACAACGCCACACGCACAGAGUCGUGCUCGUCCAACCAACCUUCGUUCUGGAAGUUUCUCGGCAUCAAGGGCAAGGGCAAGCGGUGAGAGACAAAGGAAAGCCGCAAUCCUUCAGCGGCCAAGCCAAGCCAGGGUCGCCAAGACAUCACGGCGCGGAGACGGAAUCAAGCGGCCGUUUGCUGCGAUCGUUGUCUUUUUUUAUAUUGCUUUUUUGUGGUUCUCAGUGCGAAUGCUUUGAAUCGUGAAUGUUGUUAUUAGCCUAUUCUAUACACUUGUAGAAAUGAGCAAUGAAUGUUCUCUUGUUUUGUUUUUUCAUGAUGUCUUCACGCUUGUCAAUGAACUUAACGCGGUUGCAAGGCCUAGCUUUUGGGACAUUGGCCUCAAGGACCCGUAGCUGGUGAGGUUUUUGCGAGUGGUUAAACUGGACAGGUCGCACGCAAUGGUGUUCGAAAAAAAAAAGGACGCGCUUGUGCGAGGACGUGUACACCGAUUCACACGCAACGUUCGUGAAAAAGGUUUCUUGUGGUGAACGGCUAGUCCUUUUGAGGUUGGUGAGAAGACGUGAACGGUGUGUGCACGCGCGCUUUGAAAACGCGCGGGACGACGACCUAUCGGUACAGAGGCGGUACGACCUGAACUGCCUCACUGGCGACGCCAAGAGUGGUCGAGUUCGACGAACUGCGUCGUGUCUUUCAGCAGUCUCACUUGAGGCCCGACGUCAAUGGGUCUUCCCAAGCUUGUGUGAACCCAUUGCACUGACGCACUUCGAGACGACCACACCGAAUCGACCAGGUUCACUCUGUGUCGGCGUCUUUCGACGUGUCACGUAGACCUCGGCCCCACAUUGACUCCCGGUGGCGCCUUGACUAGAUGCGUUAAGACCGCCUUGGUGCACCUUGUUCUUGGUGCACCUGGAUGACCCACUUAAAUGUCCUUAGACAAUCGUCGUUGCCUCGUUCUUCGGCCGAUUUCUUCCUUAGCCUUAUUCGUUUAAAUCUGCAUGUCUUUAUUUGUCUAGUUUUGUAUAAUCUAUGCUCCAUUCGAUACGAGCCUUGAAUGCCGACAUUCACGUGGAUGCUAUCAGAGGAAUUCUUUGGCGUUGAGCGCUGACGUUUUUCGGUAAUUUGUUGCGCUAUGUCCACGUGUUCUAAAUGCAAAGAAGACUGUCAUGUGUGCGUUGUACCGUACUAGUAAUAUCUACUACAAGAGCAAUACGUGUUUUGACAGGUUCUUCUCGUUGGCUGUUCGAUAUUUAGAAACGUGGCUCGUACGGGACCGUAAUGAUGAAACAAAUCGUGCGUUUUUUUCUUGGUUGUUUUUUCUUUACUACCACGAGUGGAGCAGAUUGGUAAUUUCGAAUUCUUAGUAUUGACCUAGAGCCUUCGUAUACCGUGUCUUUCGCGGCGAUGCUCACGAUGACGUGUAUGGGCCUUCUUCCAUGUACGGGCCUACUUCUUUAUGCCAUCUGUAUGGGUGUAGUACGCCUUGUACUCCUAGGAUGUCUUUAAGGCGUCUAGCUCGUGCAUUUUGUUGUCUAGAACUUUUUUACUUGAGGGUGCCGUUGUGCUGAGUGAUUUUCAUCCUACUGGUAUGUGACAGUCUCGACAACUAGCAAUGUUGUUAUAGCUGUUUUUUAUCAUUUUAAAAAUGAAGACGUCACUGGGCCACGCCCUUGGAAACUUUGAUCAAAGUUCUGUGUUUUUUUAUGUGAUAUUCUCUUACAACCUGCCCAUGGCUCUUGUACUUAUCAUUUAUUUGAUUCCUCUAUGCUACGCGCAUUCUUAUCUAAGGGGCACACACGUAUUUGGAUAGAUGUGUGUCUUUUUUUUUUAAACGGAACUGUGUUGACAUUGUACACUGCGCGGCCAUGGGUCUCGUUCAAUUUCAUGCCUCAAUAUUUUUACUGACGGAAAAGCCUGUUGCUGCAGAGCACCGUCAUAGCUAGAUCAUCGGGCAAGGACAUCAUCACUAACUUUCUUUUUCAUAGGUUCAGUCGAACAAACUUCGCAUUGGUACGACUCUACCACACGAGCCAUUUUCAACAGUGUGCGUACAGAGCUAAUGCAAGAGGCACUUAGCUCCAAAAGCUGCAUCACUGGUUGUCAUUCAGGCUUCCAGAACACAAGCAUGAUCAUGUAAGCAUGAAUUUACGGUAGGCGAGCCUUACAACAGUUCUCCCUAGAACAAUUUUUACCCUGGCUAUAUCUAUUGCAGGGAACGUAUAAAAAAGAUGCACACUUUAGCCGGCGCUAAGUAAGAAAUCUUGAAACUGCCAAUAAGCCCACGACAUGCUACACAAGACAAGCCAGCCUUGCAAAGGUGUCGAUACUCACUGCCCUUUCGUGUUCAUGUGAAUGAGGUGACACGUAUGAGUUGGCACAGGCCGUACCACUGAAGUAGUGAAGCGAGCCACUUCUGGUGAGUACGCAGCCUUAUCUUCACGUACACUCCCACGCUCCGUUCAGACAUCUUCUACCGUUUGGUUAGGAGCGUUUGUCAAGUGCCCAGGGUAUCCCAAAAAGGGGAACCUUUUUCGUCAGCUGGCACAGCAAACAGAUGGGUUUUGUUAGUGUUCAGAAGACAUUCAACUCUGCCUCUUUCGCUGCAUGCUAAUGUUCAAGAAGCUUCUGCGGUUGUGCUCUAUACAGGGUCGUCCACUUUUGAUGGGCAAAACAAUAAAUUAUUAGCUUCACCUCCAUCACCUUCAAGGUUCUUUGACUUGAACAAGAAAACACAAUUACUUCUUCGGGCCCUGCAUCCAAGUUGGUGAGUGCUUGAACUUUCGCCACGGAAUAGUAGAAAAUUUGAAAGACGCAGGUCCGAGAGUUUUGGCCAUCAGCAAAGGUCAUGAGUGGUGUGUAUCAGUGAUGGAUGGCCUUAAAUGAUGGCCUUGAUAACCAUCCCUCAAGAACCUAUUCUACCUUGAAAUUUCUUGUUCUUGUUUGAUGUGCACAUGAUUGUAGGUCUGGCUGUGUAACUCUCAAGAGCGUGGCGUAUUGUGGUAGCGUAAAUGCCCAUUUGUUCUCUCUCUCUGUGCAUCUGAAUAGAUAUGUCCCAUGCCCCAAUUUUUGGAUGUCUUUUUUUAUAUGUCUGGCAAACAAAGUAGCCAUAUUUACGCGAGAUUUGUAGAGCAAACACACAUUACACGCGAAGAAAAAAAUUGACGACGCAAGAAGUCUGAGCGCCUGGUGACAAUAGUGCCACCGGUGACGUUCAUUGAGUGAUGUCUGUGUACAAAAAGAAAAAAAAAAUCUACGAAUGAAUGAUCCCUGAUUGUGUGUGUAUGACUGUACAUACGAAGCGGAGAUUAAAAGAAAAAAAAAGCUUCACUACGCAAUAAAAGAAACCGAGCAAACAA